Oreochromis aureus is the source of this 2697-nucleotide messenger RNA. RefSeq names its product solute carrier family 26 member 10 (gene slc26a10). The transcript is spliced from 19 exons. Gene Ontology annotation, molecular function: bicarbonate transmembrane transporter activity; oxalate transmembrane transporter activity; sulfate transmembrane transporter activity. The record is from RefSeq and is a predicted model, not a curated record. NCBI's taxonomy places the organism in Eukaryota, Metazoa, Chordata, Actinopteri, Cichliformes, Cichlidae. Gene Ontology annotation, cellular component: membrane. The coding region runs from base 134 to 2209 and encodes 691 amino acids. Gene Ontology annotation, biological process: transmembrane transport.
AGUCUGACAGGAAAAUGUAAUGGCUCUUAAGGUCAGAGUGGAGUCAACUAUAAAUGUAUUAUAACUGACAACACCUCUACUGAGUUAACUGCUGCGGCUGCACGGUGUCAUUAGUCAUCUCUGCAGGGACAACAUGAGCGCUUCUGUUGCUGUAUACAGGAGCAUUUACACGGAGGACCGAUUCAAACAGGCUUACGGCUCUGACGAUAACGCCAGUGGAAGCUUGCGGCUCCGGGAGAAACUCGCAGGGAGGUGCAGGUGUUCAAAGCGAGCCUGCCUUCACCUGUUGAGGGAGAGGGUGCCCAUUUUCAGCUGGCUGCCAAGAUACAAGCUAAAGAAAUGGAUUCUAGGAGAUACCAUAGCAGGACUCACAGUCGGUAUUCUUCACAUUCCUCAAGGCAUGGCCUUUGCUCUACUCACAUCCGUGGCUCCGAUAUUUGGUCUUUACACCUCUUUCUUUCCUGUUGUCCUAUAUAUGUUUUUUGGCACGGGUCGCCAUGUGUCCACAGGGACCUUUGCUGUAGUGAGUUUGAUGACUGGCUCUGUGGUGGAGCAGCUGGUUCCCAGUCCUCUGGAGAUGAACUCAAGUUCUUCUGAAGCGAGUGACUUUGAAGCCCAGAGAAUUGGAGUGGCCUCAGCUAUAGCACUUCUCUCAGGAAUUAUUAUGCUCUGCAUGUUUGCUCUUCAGCUGGGAUUUCUCUCCACUUACCUAUCUGAGCCAAUUGUUAAGGCCUUCACCAGCGCUGCCGCCUUCCAUGUCACCAUCUCACAGCUGCAAAGCAUGCUGGGCCUGCGGCUCCCUCGCCACACUGGGACCUUCUCUCUCUUCAAGACUUUAGCAUCAGUGAUGGAAAACCUGCCUCACACUAACAUGGCGGAGCUGCUGAUCUCUUUGGUGUGUUUGGCCAUCCUGGUACCAGUUAAGGAGCUCAACAUGCGUUUCAAGCAACGCCUCCGAACACCUAUCCCUGUGGAGAUCCUCACGGUGAUUAUUGCCACAGGUGUGGCUUAUGCCUGCUCACUGGACUCCACUUACAACAUUGAGAUAGUUGGCCAUAUCCCUGCUGGAUUCCCGAGGCCACAAUUGCCUGCCUUUCACACGUUCCCUGCCAUUGCUGGGGACACAAUAGCCAUAACAUUUGUUGGCUAUGCUGUGUCCGUCUCACUGGCAAUGAUUUAUGCUGAUAAACAUGGAUAUUCUAUACACCCCAACCAGGAGCUGCUGGCUCAUGGGAUCUCCAACACAGUGUCCUCCUUUUUUACCUGCUUCCCUAGCUCAGCCACUUUAGCCACCACUAAUAUACUCGAGAGUGCUGGAGGAUACACACAGCUCUCUGGGUUGUUCACUAGUCUUGUUGUCCUGAUUGUUCUUCUGCUAAUUGGACCACUGUUCUACUUCCUACCCAAGGCAGUCCUGGCAUGCAUCAAUGUUACCAGCCUCAGACAGAUGUUCCUGCAGUUCCAAGACUUACCUGACCUGUGGAGAAUCAGUAAAAUUGACUUUAUGGUUUGGCUUGUAACUUGGCUUUCUGUGGUGAUACUCAAUGUGGACCUUGGCCUGGCUAUCGGGGUGGUCUUCUCUAUGAUGACUGUCAUCUGCCGCACACAAAGGGCUGGUUGUUCAGUGCUUGGUCGGGCCAGCAACACAGAAAUUUACAGACCUCUGGAGAACCACAGCAAGUGCUACGAAGUGCCUGGAGUGAAAAUCCUGACUUACAACGGGCCCAUUUACUACGGCAACCGUAGCUUCUUCAGGGAGGAAAUGACUAGGCUGUUGGGCCUGACACCAGAGAAGAUCCGCAGGCGGGAGAAGGCCAUAAAAGCCCUGGAGAAACGGGAGAGGGAGACCACUGUCAACACUGUGGAAAGAGGGAUUGCAAACACAUCGUUUUCCUCAGAAAAUGAGUUCUUCAAAUCAGAAACAUCUGAAAGCGAUGCCCAGGCAGUGUUAAUCGAUUGCAGCAGCGUGAUAUUUGUUGAUGUUGCUGGAGCAAGACUCCUGACACAGAUGUGUACUGAGUGCCAGAAAGUUGGAGUUCAUGUAUAUUUGGCUAACUGCAAUGAGAGUGUUUUAAAGAUCCUAACGUCCAGUGGGCUGAUGAAAUACAUGAAUCCACAACAUAUCUUUGUCACCGUCCACGAUGCUGUGGUGUAUAUCCAACAGCAGAAGGAAAAACCUUCAGAGAACACCACGACAGUUUGGGUAUGAGGCUGAAGGAAGAUAUCAGACUGACUGCCAAACUUAAAUCAAAAUCAAAUCAAGCAGAAGGAAUUAGUCCACAACACAAAAACCCAUCAAUACAAAACAAUAAAAAAAUGAAUAUACUAUAUGACUGACAUGAAUAGUAUCGCCUGUUUUUUUUUUUUUUUUUUUUUUUGUAUAAUUUUGUAUUUUUAUUGUUGUAUAUGUUGUAUUUUGGCAUGUUAUCAGCAUUGGUUGUAUUUAUUUUUUGUUGUUUUUAAUACAAAUGCAUUUCAUGCACAUUGUAUAUAUUUUUAUUGUAUAUUUUUUACUAUGCAUAUUUAUACAUUUUGGAAUCUGUGCUUCAGUAUGCAGUCAUGUACAGUAAAUAGCACUGCAACUCCAGAAAGACUGAAUAAAAGACUUUAGGAAUGAGCUGCGGCAACUAUGCCACCCAGUGGCUGUUCUGACAAUGAAUGCAUCUUACAAACAAAACCUGGAGCAUUUUAGUGAAU